Molecule: messenger RNA, 1218 nt
Organism: Urocitellus parryii (Arctic ground squirrel)
Lineage: Eukaryota; Metazoa; Chordata; Mammalia; Rodentia; Sciuridae
Gene: Gpr25
Product: G protein-coupled receptor 25
Biological process (GO): G protein-coupled receptor signaling pathway; calcium-mediated signaling; cell chemotaxis
Cellular component (GO): membrane; external side of plasma membrane
Molecular function (GO): C-C chemokine receptor activity; C-C chemokine binding
Source: RefSeq, a predicted model, not a curated record
GAGCCAACCCCCUCCUGCUCAGAGCGACUGCGGCCUGUACGGAGCGAGGCCUGGGACCACGCAGGACUCAAGGCCUGGCCAUGAACGCCACUGAGGCCUGGAGCCCCAGCCCAGAUGUGGUGUCCUGGGACUACUCUGGGUCGGGCGCCCUGGAGGAGCUGGAGUUGUGCCCUUCCUGGGACCUGCCCUACGGCUACGCCUACAUCCCUGCGCUCUACCUGGCGGCUUUCGCAGUGGGCCUGGUGGGCAACACCUUCGUGGUGUGGCUGCUGGCGGGGCGGCGUGGGCCGCGGCGGCUGGUGGACACCUUCGUGCUGCACCUGGCCGCCGCGGACCUGGGCUUCGUGUUCACCCUGCCACUGUGGGCGGCGGCGGCGGCGCGCGGAGGCCACUGGCCCUUCGGCGAAGGCCUCUGCAAGCUCAGCAGCUUCGCGCUGGCCUGCACGCGCUGCGCAGGCGCGCUACUGCUGGCCGGCAUGAGCGUGGAUCGCUACCUGGCCGUGGUGAAGCUGCUUGAGGCGCGGCCGCUGCGCACCCCGCGCUGCGUGCUGGCUGCGUGCUGCAGCGUUUGGACCGUGGCGCUUCUGGCCGGCCUGCCCUCCCUGGUCUACAGAAGGUUGCAGCCCCUUCCCGCGGGCCCCGGCAGCCAGUGCGGGGAGGAACCCUCCGACGUCUUCCAGGGCCUCAGCCUGCUGCUGCUGCUGCUCACCUUCGUGCUGCCCCUGGUCGUCACUCUCUUCUGCUACUGCCGAAUCACGAGCCGCCUGCGCAGGCAGCCAUACGUGGGCCGGGCCCGGAGGAACUCGCUGCGCAUCAUCUUCGCCAUCGAGAGCACCUUCGUCGGCUCCUGGCUGCCUUUCAGCGCCCUGCGAGCCAUCUUCCACCUGGCGCGUCUGGGGGCACUGCCACUUCCCUGUCCUCUGCUGCUGGCGCUGCGCUGGGGUCUCACCAUCGCCACCUGCCUGGCUUUCGUCAACAGCUGCGCGAACCCGGUCAUCUACCUCCUGCUCGACCGCUCGUUCCGCGCCCAGCUGCCGCACGGGGCCUGCGGGAGGGCCGGUCGCCAAGUGCGCAGGAUCAGCUCGGCCUCCUCUCUGUCCAAGGACGACAGCUCAGUGUUCUGGGGCCGUCCCCACGCCGCGAACAUGGCCCCGGCCUCCUGGUAGCUUCUCCAGGCGAGCGGAGAUGGACAGCAGCGGAGCACUGACUGCACAGGGG